GACGCCCCAACCAAGCAGUAGAUGCCACGUGACACUCGCCACAGGACAUGUAACACGUGAGGAAGUACAGUGAAAGUUAUGAGGAAAAGCCAGCAUUAAGUGAAACUAAAAACCCAGCAGCCAGCCAUACAAAAAAAAACACAGCAUCUAUAAAAAGUCACCAGCAACCGAAACGAUGCGAAAGGUGGCCACAGGGCUGCGGCUGCGGCUGCCCGUGGCAUCACGGCUGUUGCUUCUGGGCUGCUGCCUGCGUUUGUCCCUCCUCCUGGUGCCCGCCGAUGCACAAGCGCAUCUAACGAAGCGCAGCUACUCGGACCAGAGUGUCCAUGGCUAUAUGACAGAGCGCACCUGCUGGUGGAACGAGGUGUGCAAGGAGGAGUUCCAGAGCAUGUUUCGGUGCAAGUGUCCACAGUACUCCUACUGCCGCUCCCCGGGACGAUAUUACAAUGCGUACUGCUCCAUGACGGACACGGGCUAUAUUUGGACACAGCCCAACUGGGAUUGGGGGUCGUAGUGCACCACGGAUUACGGCCCUACUCCUCCGCUCUCCGCCCUCCGCCCUCUGCCAUCCGCCCACUGCCCAGCACAGCCCCCGCUGUGACGUCAAACACACUGACUGCUGAUUGUAUGCUACCAUCUGCUCUCCAAAGUGGCCUCCAAAACUCCAAAUCGAUUCUCUGCGCGCAGCACCGUUGAUUGUGUGCAAUCGAACCGAAUUCGGGCGUGCACCUUAUAAUCGAAACCAAUAAAGCUUUACUUUUGGCCUUCACUGUU
Drosophila obscura is the source of this 774-nucleotide messenger RNA. RefSeq lists its product as uncharacterized. Bases 176 to 514 code for a protein of 112 amino acids. The transcript has 4 exons. NCBI's taxonomy places the organism in Eukaryota, Metazoa, Arthropoda, Insecta, Diptera, Drosophilidae. The record is from RefSeq and is a predicted model, not a curated record.